This is a messenger RNA of Manduca sexta (tobacco hornworm), 880 nucleotides long. Its product is annotated as trypsin, alkaline B-like. Bases 78 to 845 code for a protein of 255 amino acids. Gene Ontology annotation, molecular function: serine-type endopeptidase activity. NCBI's taxonomy places the organism in Eukaryota, Metazoa, Arthropoda, Insecta, Lepidoptera, Sphingidae. Gene Ontology annotation, biological process: proteolysis. The record is from RefSeq and is a predicted model, not a curated record. The transcript is spliced from 4 exons.
UUAUCUUCAUUAGAUUUCAGACAUCUUUUAAUAUAAAUACCAUAAGCUCGCUGGCAAUAGGAACACUUUUGAGAAACAUGCGUGUCUUGAUCGCUCUACUGGCUCUGGGCUUAGCCGAGGCGGCCGUGCCGGCAAAGUCGUCGAGGAUCGUGGGCGGCUUCAUGACGACUAUCGAUCAGUACCCUUCCUUGGUUGCUUUACUGUUUUCGUGGGACGGGAGUACGUUUCAGCAGACUUGUGGUGGCGUCAUCGUCAACAGUAGGAAUGUGUUAACUGCUGCCCAUUGCCUUCACGGAGAUCCGGUUAAUAGGUGGCGUAUUCGCGCUGGCUCUACUUUCGCUAAUAGAGGUGGUGUAGUCCACAUCCUAAACACAUAUAUAAUCCACAACAAUUUCAACAAAUGGACUCUCGAUAACGACAUCGCUAUAAUGCGCACCGUCCUCACGUUUGCCUUCAAUGAACUCACGCAGGCCGGAAGCAUCGCUGGCCCCAACUACGUGGUGUCUCAAAGCCAAGCAGUCUAUGCCGCCGGCUGGGGUUCCACUUUUGUUCAAGACCCUCCAGUGGAAGAGUUACGACACGCUCAGAUGUGGAUCGUGAGCUUGGCCACGUGUAGGUCUCGGUACCGCGCUAUUGGCCGUCAAGUCACAGACAACAUGCUGUGUGCCGGCUGGCUCGACAUGGGCGGUCGCGACCACUGCAGAGGUGACAACGGUGGGCCUCUCUACCACAGCGGGGUCGUCGUUGGACUGGUCUCCUGGGGAGAGGUCUGUGGCUCCUCACAUUUCCCUGGUGUUUAUGUUCGUGUCGCUCGAUUUACUCACUGGAUCCAAGCCAACACGUAACGAGUUUUUCAGAAUAAAUUGUGAAUAUGUUAUAA